Dicrocoelium dendriticum is the source of this 3676-nucleotide messenger RNA. The record is from the annotation of a GenBank genome assembly. Lineage: Eukaryota; Metazoa; Platyhelminthes; Trematoda; Plagiorchiida; Dicrocoeliidae.
AACACAGCAGCCAACCUCACCCGCAUUUCUGGCAUUUGACAGCCACGAAUUCUUUCAUCCGUAUGUGCGAAGAUGAAACAAACUGCAGUGUACGGCGCAUUUAAAAAGGUCCGCAAGAAUUUAAGAAAAAACGUUUCAGAUGAUCAGUCUGCUCAACUUUAUUCUAUAUUAUCCACAAAAUCUUGCAAGCGCUUGAUUCAGUUGUUGGAUUUCAUUGCCGCUCCAAAACCCGAGGUGCCACCAGAUGAAGAAAACAUGGUUGGAAAGAUUGAAGAAACUCUGGACUUCCUGUGCACCGGUCCGCUAUCCGAAAACCCACAGGAUGUAGAGGCGAAUGAACUGGCACGACUUCUUACUAAGCCCCUCUUUCGUUACUUUGCUGAGGCCUACACUGAGGCUGCCACCAAGCGCUACUACAUGCCCGAACUACCCGAAUCCGGUUUGUAUACUGUGUCCGGUGCUGGAACUUACGGGACCAUGCCAAGUCUGAUGGCCAGCAGAGGGUCUACUCUGCCUCUAAAUGCACCAAGCACUGGCAAUGUUUCUGCUUCUGGGAGGCAAACAGAUAUCAACGGAUACGACGGAUCGCCAAUGGCAUUUGUGGAGGCACCGGGUUACGAUGGGGCUCCUAAGACACAGGCCACUCUCACGGGUGGUGGGUUUGGUCCAGCACUUCCACCAGUGGAGGGCACUGUGAAGAUUAUAAGCUUCCAGAAAAAUCUAGGGGAAGAUUUGGGGAUCACCGUCGUUCAGCAACAAUACAUGUCGGCACAUUAUGGAUUAGUCAAGGAGUUGGUGGUCAAGCGCAUAAUGACUGGGUCACGUGUGGAUCAACAAGCAUUGUUGCACGAGGGUGACGUGAUUCGGGAGGCAAAUGGGGUCCCAGUCGACACACCUCAACUUCUUCAACGGGUACUGAGGAAUGCGGUCGGCAACGUCACGCUCAAGAUCAUCUCGAGUUACCAAAACACUACGGCUUCCUCCCAACUUUUUCUUCGUGCGUAUUUCUCGUACAAUCCAAAGAUAGAUAAUCUAAUCCCAUGUAAAGAAGCCGGUUUGCCGUUCAGCGCUGGUGACGUCCUCCAAAUACUGAAACAGGAUGAUCCUUACUGGUGGCAGGCUCGGCAUUACGGGCACCAACAGCGAGCCGGCCUUAUCCCAUCUGAGGUGCUGCAAGAACGUCGCAGAGCCCAUGUCCAGAGUGCGCCGAAUGCGGAGGAGCUCACUUACAGAAUGGUCGCUUGUGGAUUGGCACGUCGCCGUCGAAAAAAGGUUGUUGCUACAUUUCGCGCUAUGGAUGCCGAACAAUUUGAAACGAAAAACCUUGUGCUAUACGAGGAGGUCGCUCUCAUCUCCGGAUUUCAGCGCCCCGUAAUUUGCCUCAUUGGGGCCUCGGGAGUCGGCAGGAGAUCCUUACAGAGGAUGCUGGUCCGAUCCAAUAGAGAGCGUUACGCAACGGCAAUACAGCAUACAACGCAAGAGCAGGAUCCAGACGAGGACGAUGAUACGGAGUUCAUUUUGGAAUCACACACAAGUAUGGAGAAAGCUCAUCGCGAAAACCAGUUCCUGGAAUUUGGUGAAUAUGAAGGCCACUACUACGGGACCAAAUUGAACAGUGUACGUGAGGUGAUAAACACAGGACGAACAUGUCUGCUCGAUUGCGCCGUUCACGCGGUGCCCAAAAUACGAAACUCCGAAUUCAUGCCAUACAUCGUCUUUCUGGCCGCGCCGUCAGUCAGUUGCAUGAAAGCAAUGUACGAGUACGGAAUGAGCAUGGGCUUCACACACAAAUGGAAGCGGGAUGAAAACUUUCGAAGAACAUUGGAAGAAAGCGAGUACAUAGAGCGAAACUACCGAUACCUGCUGGAUCUCAUUCUCCUGUGCGAUAACAUUGAGACCAACUUCGAACAACUGUCCCAAGCCUUAGAUGACCUCCUGGUUCAGCCACAAUGGGUACCCGCAAGAUGGUUGUAUUAGCAUGGAGAGCACCGCGGCGGUGGACCACUGACAAUCAGCGAUUCCUUGUAAAUAUCCACCCUAACGGGCUCAGUGGUUCGUUAACAUGCAAUAUUCCGAACUUUGAAUUCACUUGCGCCACCCUUUAUUCAAAUAAUUCCACUGACUAUUUUUUAUAACAGACCACAGCAAUAUUCCAUAUUGGCUCCAUUUUUUGCAAAUAGUUCGUUUGAGUUAGCACGAGAUUUUGUACAAGUGCUCAACUACAAGCAGCACUCAUGCCGAACCGGUGCCUUUUGGAACCGUGUCUUCGAUUUGGCGGUAAAACUGAAUCGCUGCUUAAUUGGGAAACAAAGUUAUGCGCGCAGUGGAGAGACCCAAGAUCUUCAGGAUGCUGGCUCACUAUAAGCAAUGGCGGGAAAGUGGCGUGCCAUUACCUGAAUAAUACAAAGAGCGCACUUGGACAAACACAAAGGUAAACAAGAGACGAAACAGUUGGGUGUCUAUUGCCCUCGGUACUAUUCACUGAAUCACAUGUAGAUAGCGCUGAAGCAAAAGUGUAGACCAGGGAGGGGGAUAGCGGCAGCUAUCAAACUGCUGAGAUGCCAAACCAAUCAAGAAGCGAUGGCAGGUCCAUUACAAUCACUCGAUGUGCAUAGUUGCAACACACACGACAGCGCCAGAUAGAUCCGAAUGUGCUCAGUCAGUGCCAGCGGCGAAAACAAGGGGCUCAUAGGUGAGCCACAUGGCACUCAAUAGAGUUGCGUCGGUCCGCCACUCAUUGCCAUGAGUGAUAAGCGAAGGUCCCGCGAGGGGUUUCAAGACUAACCGUCGACCUACCCGAUUAGUUGGUGACGUAAGCCGACUGACGCACCCCAGAAACACAGGGAUAGCGGUCUAGACGGUUGUGGCUGACGACUCGUAGACAGUGAAGGUCACCAAUCGCAAGCUGUUUGUAGCCGCGACAUUGCGUGUCUGCUCGAUACGGAAAAAGCUCAGUUAGUACUACGCACUAUCUGUCAACACGGAUCUGCUAGAAACGACUCUUGUGUCGUAGCCAAGGAGGUACCGUACUAGUGCGAAAUUUUACAGUCGUGAGUACUUAACUGCUGAACCUGCCGAACCACUAUUCCAACAACAGGAAGAAAUCUACGAAGUUUGCAGCGCAAGCGCAUGGUGCAAACAGGGAAUUACUGUCACUGAUGGCGCUGAUGACUGGUUGUUGCUUAGGCCAAAGUCAUUAAGUUGCACGAGGCAAUUUCUUUGUAGAGGAAGCAGUACAUAAAGCAAACCCGUCGGAUGAAAAAGGACCUCACUUGCGCUAAUUCUUGCGAGACACCAAUUCAGUGGGAGAAUGCAAGCUGGUGGGUAAGCGAAUUAAGGCACUGGAUGGAAUAAACGGAACAAUGGUGUAUUCAGCGAAACUAUAUCCUCAGGUAUAGUCAACAAUCUUCGCCUUCUUAAAAACCCAACAGAAUCGGAAGAGGAUCCUGUUGAUGAACGUCAAAGCCAGAGGCCACUAAUGCCACAGACGAACUGCCCCGGCCUUCAUCUGGGGGACCACGUACUGACGCCAUCUGCUCAAGAAACAAAGAUGUGCUCAAUAAUCAUCAGAGUUGUAUAAGUGCAGCGAAUGCUACCUACAGCAUGGGAUUCAAAAUGCACGUUCUCCUUACUAUACAGCAGAUGUGAAUGUAUAACAAUAAACCGAAUUUUCGAG